CCAAGCUAGGCUAAUCUUAAAAAAAUCAAGAUGAGAUUCGCUGUGGUCGUAUUAGCAUGCGUCUUGGCAGUCGCCAACGCCCAAUUCAACCAGGGCCAAUACUUCGGCCAACAGGACCAGAGCGGCCAAUACAAGAAGUACAACGGCCAAUACAACGCCUACAACCCCUACAACCAAUACAACAACCGUUACAACAACCAAUACAACCGUUACAACAACCAGUACCAACAAAACUACACCCCCUUCAAGCAAUUCGCAUCCACUACCCCCUUCCCAGUCCGUGCCGUCACUGUGACUGAAGCCCCCGCCGCCAUCGCCGCCGUUAAGGUCAGCAGCGCCCCAGCUACCAGCCCCGUGGUCGUCCCCGCCCCCGUCCCCGUCGUCCCCGUCGCCAGGGUUGUCGCUGAUGCCCGCUCCGCCGAGACCCUCAGAUACGGAAACGAAAUCAACGAAGACGGUGCCUACAACUACUUCUUCGAAACCAACAACGGUAUCGCCGCUCAAGCCCAAGGUACCCCACGCAACUUCGGUGGUAACCCCCCAGUCGUCCCUGAUGUCGCCCAAGGAUCUUUCUCCUGGACUUCCCCCGAGGGUGAAGUGAUCUCCAUCACCUACGUCGCCGACGAGAACGGUUACCAGCCAAGCGGCAACGCUAUUCCCCAACCCCCACCAGUGCCCGCCCAGAUCGCCCGUGCUCUUGAGUACAUCGCCAAGUACGCUCCCCCCACACCCGUCGCCUCCGCCAGCGCUGUCGCCAGGAACUAAAUAGCAUCUAAUACUUCUUAGCAUCUCAUCACCGACACAAUACAAUUCGCCAGAAACUAAUUCUAAUUUAAGACUUGUAUAAAUGUAUAAUAGUGUCAUAAAUAAAGAGCCUAAAAAGCAUUCUAGUAAUGCUAUGUACAAACUGAA
Molecule: messenger RNA, 912 nt
Organism: Colias croceus (clouded yellow)
Lineage: Eukaryota; Metazoa; Arthropoda; Insecta; Lepidoptera; Pieridae
Product: larval cuticle protein LCP-22-like
Exons: 4
Coding region: 31-765 (244 amino acids)
Cellular component (GO): chitin-based extracellular matrix
Molecular function (GO): structural constituent of chitin-based larval cuticle
Source: RefSeq, a predicted model, not a curated record